AUAGAAGCCCCCAGUUCUAAUGGCAGUUAAUAUGACCCCGGUCUGUCGCGUUCCCAGGCCUGACCCAGACAUGACCUGCCUCCCCCGUAGCCACACGUACUGAUCACCCCACAAACAGAGACUAAGAGUAAACAGAACAAACAGUACCUUAUCAAAACAGUAGCUAGACCUUGUUCCGGUUACCUGGUUACCCUGGCUGGCUACCUGACACCUGGUGUAGGCCGGGCGUCGCGGUGGACUGGCGGGGGCGAGGGAGGCGGUGCUGUAGGGAGUGAGUGAUGGAGACACAGAGGUGAGGAAAGGCCCGCUCCGCUAGAUCGAGUGGCGUCCCAUUCCCGAGUAGUGCUUAUGCGGGAGAAAUAGAUAAAGGAAGCUGACCAAUUGUGCACCAAGGGAGGAAGCGACAAGAGCAUUGACUGUCUUAUUCCGAGGCCAAGAGAUCCUCAAGAGAAGCAAGUGUGAAAAUCUGGUAAUAAGGCAUUGAGAGAUACACACACUCGCACACUCACUCACUCAUCCACACGUACAGUCAAAUUCAGCCUCAGUCUUUCGGUAAAUACACUUCAUAUCUUAAAUUUUGCUCCUCUGUGGUAAUUUUUUUUUCCUCUCAUUUUCUCAUUCUUCAUCGCCACGGACACGGAAAAUAACAUUCACUCCCAAAUUCUCUGUUAAGUUCAUUGUCUUUUGACAGAAUCUUUACGAAAUUUUAUUCACUCUAAACUACAGACGCCACACAUACAAAAUUGAAUACAUAAUACAACAACAUAAGGUUUUUGUUUCACUGUAUUUCCCCCCACCACCUCCCCCAUAAUAAUAAUAAUAAUAAUAAUAAUAAUAAUAAGAAUAAUAAUAAUAAUAAUAAUAAUAAUAACAAGUGUAAUUUGAUAUCAGAAGGUUUCUCUCAUUAUUCCUCAUUAUUUUAUGCUGGUGAUGAAUUAAUCUUUAGCCUCAUUUCCCCCCUUCCCCCUUCAUCACCACGAGCCGGUUUGAGUAAUCUUGCUUCAUCACUCACUCACUCAGUCACUCACUCAGUCACUCACUCACUCACUCACUCACACCGAAAGGGAUGGUUUAUCUCAGGGUAUUAAUGCCACCCGCCUGCUCACCUGCCCCCCUCACCUCCCGUCAGUCACUAUGUUAACCACACCUCCAACACACCACCACCACCACCACCACCUCCACCUCCUCCUCCUCCACCUCCACCUCCACCAAUCACACCACCCCCACCACCAGCACACGUUACCACACCACAACCACCACUUUCAUCAUCACCAUCAUCACCAUCACUACCACCAGAAACCGCACCACCCACCUCACCACCACCACCACCACCACAUCUACCACCACCACCACCACGUCAUCACUCCCUCACCACCACACGACCCGUAAGAGCACCACCUCAAUACACCACACACUCACUACUUCUCCUAGCACCCUCUCUCUCAGUCAUCUGUCUGAGCAUCUUUCCUAGUGCAAGUGAGUCAACCCAAUACAUCAGUCUAUAUGAAAAAGGUAUGCGUGGUAUUUCACCUUAGGGCACCGUGCAUGGAGUACCACACGACAAGAAAAUCCUCUUCGUGCUACGAACUUCACGUGAUGUUUCCUAACCCGGAGGGGCCUGGAUGUUGCGCUAUAAUUCUCACCAUCGUCUCUUAUCUCCUUAUCAUCGCCACCUUCCCCUUCUCACUAUGCAUGUGCAUCAAGGUCGUUCAGGAGUACGAGAGGGCCGUCAUCUUCCGCCUCGGUCGUCUCCUAAAGGGCGGCGCAAAAGGCCCGGGUAUCUUCUUCGUCGUCCCUUGCAUCGACUCCUACAGGAAGGUCGAUCUUCGAACUGUCUCCUUCGACGUCCCGCCGCAAGAGGUGUUAUCCAAGGACUCAGUAACGGUGUCCGUGGAUGCAGUGGUGUACUACCGAGUGUCCAACCCUAUGGCUGCCGUGUGUAACAUCUCCGAUUUCAGCCACUCCACCCGCUUGCUGGCCGCAACCACCUUACGGAAUGUCUUGGGAACGAAAAAUUUGGCGGAGAUUUUGAGCGAGAGGGAGAGCAUUUCUCACAACAUGCAGAGCUCCUUAGACGAAGCAACGGACCCUUGGGGCGUCAAAGUGGAGAGAGUAGAGAUCAAGGACGUGAGGCUGCCAGUCCAACUGCAACGAGCCAUGGCAGCCGAGGCCGAAGCAGCGCGAGAGGCACGAGCCAAGGUGAUCGCCGCUGAGGGUGAACAGCGAGCCUCCAGAGCACUCAAGGAGGCCGCAGAGGUCAUCAACGAGUCCCCAGCAGCUCUCCAGCUGCGCUACUUGCAAACGCUCAGUCAAAUAUCGGCAGAGAAGAAUUCGACCAUCAUAUUCCCUCUUCCAAUUGACUUAAUCAACAAUCUUGUUUCAAAGUAGGAAAGCUCCGCUAUCUGCAAACCCUCAACACUGUCUCUGCAGAAAAGAACUCGACUAUCAUCUUCCCAGUCCCUAUUGAUUUCAUCCAGCACUACAUGAGGAAGUAGUUCAUCUAGUCCUGCAAGCAGCAUCAUGGAUUACAAUAGAUUACUUUGUUUUGACUCCUUAGGACAGUGAGCUCAAAAGUUAGCUAAGCAUCACUUUUCUUUCUCACAGGAUAAAGGCAGAAUUUCAACAGCCAGAUCUUGAACAUAAAGAAAGUAUUUUGUAAGGGAGUAACUUUUGCCUUAAACUCAUGACUGACAAUUCCAUGAAUCUUGAGGGAAAUCAGUUCUUGAAAAAUGAAUUUUAGUGUAUAUAAUUAGAUUUUUAAAUAGUUAGGUAUUCCAUAUAUUAUCUUGCUAUGAAAAGUGUUUGAAUAGAUAUGUUAGGAAAUGGUUAUCUGUAGAUUUUAUUAUCAUUUCUGAGUUGCUAGUUGUAAACAGCAUUCAGUUAAAUAAGGGCAUAAAGGAAAUUAUUUUGGAGAAGAUAUCUUUAAUUGAAAGCAAUAUGCAAAAAAAAAAAAGAAUAUUUUCAUAUACAUACAUAAAUACAGCAGUUGUCAUUGAGAUUGGAGGAAUUACUUUCAUAGUAGGAGAAUAGUCAUGAUUUUUAAUUAAGAAUACUCUUUGUUCUCAUCAUUUUUGGAAAACCUAGGCAUUGAAUUCCCAUUAGUUAUUACCCAAGUGUGUGUAUUCCUCAAUAAAUUUGGUCCAUGUUUUUAUCAGAGAAAAUUUUGAUUUGUUACUCUCAUAUAACAUAGUAACUGAUUGAUAACUUGUUGGUUCUUGAUCAAUUAUCAUUUGUGAUGAUUUUUAUUGCUAAAAUUGCACCUAAUAACAGGUAAAGACACAAUGGACCACUUACUGCAAAAUGCUAUUAACUUUUAAGGAAGUGUGAGAGUGGCAGCACCACACACUCUGACUCAGUGCUUGAACAAUGGACAGAAAGUUCAACGAUGCCAGAUAAUUUUGAGAAGUCUUCAGUGCUUUCUUAUCUUCUUCAAACACUGGAUCAGAAAAGUUUGAUUACCAGACAGAUUAUGAAGAUAGGUUUUGUAUAGAGAAUACAGAUCAUUCUAGCAGUCUAGGAGAUCUCUGGAGAGACUUACUAUGACUGUUAUUGGAAUUACAAUAGAAGAUGAGGUUGCAGAGUCUUGGUCAACCUUCAUGGAACGACGGAAACUGUUUCAUACAAUUCUUUCUUGUAAAGAAAGAAAUAUCUUUAUAUAUCAUGAAAAUGUAGAAGUAACCCCACCUAUGUAUAAAUGUUUCAUAACAUUGGCCCUCCAUCAAUGUAGAGAAAUUAAUAUUCAUAUGCUUAUUAGACUCAGAGAUUUAUAUUACCCACAGUUAUAGGUAUAAUUCUUAUUUACUUGAACUAGUUAUGAAAUUGAUUAUGCAUAUUAUGUUAAGUUCAAAGAAUAUUGGAAUACCUGCACUCCAUAUUAGCCUUAGUAGAAUAGACUAUCUUAAGUCAUUUGCAGAAGUGUGUGUGUCUGUUCUCCCCAAUGAUUUCCUUGUGAUUCAAUUGCUCCUUUCUUGACUAAUAUUGCCCCAAGUAAAAAAUAUUAGUCACAGAAAUGGAUCAUCCUGAUGAAGACGGGGAAGUCAUGGCCAGUAGGCACCCACAGGAACUGCAAUGCAUGUCACUGCGUGGAGAUGCACUGCCGUGUUGGGCUGCAGGGACGCCCACAGCCCCACCACAGUCUGGUCCUCUUGGUUUGCUCCUUCACUCUCCUUCAUGUUGUGUUUUCAGUCAAUUUUUUCAUUGGAUUCAGAUUAAUUUAGAUUCUUACUUGAAUAACAGUGUUUUAUUGUUAUUCAUUAACCUUUGUGUGGAUAUAAUUUACAGCAACUGUUUGUAGUCACCAUAAUUUAUAUUACAAAGAGUACCGGAUUUAGCACAUGUAUGUAAUAUCUUUUGUGUCUGUAUUUGCUUUGAGCAAACUAAGCACAAGUUAACUAGGUACUGGGAAUGGCCUGAAGGAAAACUCUGAUGGUUGAAACAUACAGUUUGAUUAUGGCCUUUUUGUGUGGUAAAUAUUUUUGUAUAUCACCCUGGAAUGGAAUGGCUGUUGUUGCGACAAAUGUUCUGGCAUCCCAGGCACCUCCUCCUCACGCUUGCCACUGGCAUGGGGCUGUGGAAGCCGCGUCCUUCUAGUGUUGUGCAGUGCAUCCCAAGUUUGUUUUCUGGCAUUUGUAAAUCAUAACAUAUAAUUUUAAGAUUAUGCAGCACAUUAUAUUCAAUUGAUUUUUAACACAACAUGCAUAUAUUUUACAGAUAUAGAUUGACAAGAAGAAAAGAAAGUUUUAGAACUUAUCUUGUUCCAUAUUUUGUCUUUGUAAUCUUAGAGAGUAAAGUACACAAAAUGAAAUAAACAUUGUCUUUAGAGUAGAUUUCAAUCUUUACAUUCUCCAAAAAGAAUUCAAUUUUCCAUUUCUUGUGUGCUACUUGGAGAUGAAGCAAAGUAUUUUACUCUGUAAAUGAAGUUUGAAAGAACAUAUCUUCAUAAUUGUACAUAGCAUAUUUGUAAUUACAACAAAUGCAAUAUCUUUGGAAAAGGUUAUCAAAAGUUUUGACCAGUAAUUUUCUCUCUCUCAGACUACAUUGGCCUCUGUUCGCCAACAUAAAUGUGUUUGGAUCAAGUGAUAUUUAUAUUGCACCUCUGUAUUCACGGUCUGCAGCAUGUUAUUAGAUUACUUGUGAUAAGAUUAUUCUGAUUUAAGUCCAGAUAUGCAUUUCAUUGUAGUUUCUAUGUGAAAUAUCUUGAUCUUUCACAUCGACUUGAAAUGAUAUCUUGAGCCAAAAUUGAAAGGUUUCAAAAAUUUGCUACACAACCUUAUGCCCAGACAGAAACUGAGUGUAGGGGAGAACCAUGGAAGAAAAAAUAAAUCUUUAGACUUGUAAUAAAUGACUUCAGAAAAACCAGACGUCAAGUGUAGCGCAAAACUUAUAUAGAUUAUGACAAGUCAGUCUUGAUAGGAAUGCACAGGAAUGGUUUUUCUGGGGUAACAUGCUUACAUGUGUGUUACCAUCCAUUAAUGUUAAAUCAUGUUUCUUUUAUACAGAAUAAGAAUAAAUUUUACUUCAUCA
Molecule: messenger RNA, 5523 nt
Organism: Scylla paramamosain (green mud crab)
Lineage: Eukaryota; Metazoa; Arthropoda; Malacostraca; Decapoda; Portunidae
Product: mechanosensory protein 2-like
Exons: 8
Coding region: 1504-2388 (294 amino acids)
Cellular component (GO): plasma membrane
Source: RefSeq, a predicted model, not a curated record